This is a messenger RNA of Capsicum annuum, 1494 nucleotides long. RefSeq names its product flavonol sulfotransferase-like. Lineage: Eukaryota; Viridiplantae; Streptophyta; Magnoliopsida; Solanales; Solanaceae. Bases 244 to 1233 code for a protein of 329 amino acids. The transcript is spliced from 2 exons. Gene Ontology annotation, molecular function: sulfotransferase activity. The record is from RefSeq and is a predicted model, not a curated record. Gene Ontology annotation, cellular component: cytoplasm. Gene Ontology annotation, biological process: sulfation.
CGUACAACUGUAUCUCAGUCACCAUAAAAAUGUAUUUUCCACAUGAAAAUACUUAAUUUUCAUUCAUCUCUUAGAAAUAAGUUCCCUGCUGAAGGCCAUUAACUCUUUGUUUCUCUGUUGAAAUUAGGAUCUCCCGGCUAAAGUAUAACAAGGGGACAAGCUUUUGCUGAUGAGUGGAUUCAGCUCUAACUCGAACUGGUGAACACUAAUUUGGUGUAGAGUUUAUCGAAUUCGGACAUCUCCAUGGACAUGUCGCGUUCCCAACAUGAGCACGAGGAUGAAUACAAUAAAGAUGAUCAAGAUAACAGUGAUAUGCUCACAACCCUUCCCAAUGAAAAAGGUUGGAUAACCGAGCAUCUUUAUCAAUACAAGUCCUUUUGGUUUACUCCGGCUGCUAUUAAAGGAGUUAAGAGGGCUCAACAAUGCUUCAAAGCUCAACCCACAGAUAUUGUUCUAGUUACUUUCCCAAAAUCAGGAACAACAUGGUUCAAGGCCCUUAUCUUUUCCAUCAUGAAUCGUGAUCGAUUCGAUUUCUCCUCCCACCCUUUACUUACCAAGGGCCCCCAUGAUUGCAUUCCCUUCUUGGAAGCCAUCAUACAAGAUGUAGCUUCCUACAAAGAUUAUCGAAUUUCAUGUUCACCACGUUGCCUUCUCGCAACCCACAUUCCUUGCUCUUUGUUGCCAGCAUCUGUGAUGUCUUCUGGUUGCAAAAUCGUGUAUGUUUUUCGCGACACCAAGGAUGUUCUCGUUUCAAAUUGGCAUUAUAUGAGAAAAAUAAGACCCAAACAGCUGCCUUCUUUUCCAAUCGAAGACGCUUUUGAUCUGUUUUGCAUAGGAGUAUCACAUUAUGGAUCCUUUUGGGAUAAUGUCUUGGGUUAUUGGAAGGCAAGCUUGGAAAUUCCAGACAAGGUACUUUUCUUGACUUACGAGGACAUGAAGACAGACCCUGUUGUGUGUCUUACCAAAUUGGCCAAGUUCUUGGAUAAGCCAUUUUGCGUAGAAGAAGAGAGAGAACAAGUUGUCCAGAAGAUUGUAAGGCUUUGUAGCUUUGAGAAUUUGAGCAGUUUGGAAGUGAAUCAGACCGGAGUGCAACAUUUCAGUCCACAAUUUUCUGUUGAGAACCGGCAUUUCUUGAGGAAAGGUCAAGUUGGAGACUGGCAAAACCAUCUAACACUAGAGAUGGCUGAACACUUGGAUGAAAUCACUAGGCAGAAACUUUGUGGACUAGUUUGAUAGCAAGUUUGCUUGUCUAUACUAUACCCUAUAGCACCAAGGCACAAGUUGGUGAUCUACUGUCUAAAGUAGAGAACUCCAGAGGCAUGAAUUUUUAGUCAAACAUUUUCAAAUAUAAUAGUUUCUUCCAGAUUCUAGAAGUUGCAAUGCAUUGGUGAUAUUUUGAUACAUGAAUCUUAGUUAUUUGGCUAUUAUGCUGCUGUUUUGGUUCAUUAACUACUACUCUCUCCAUUUCAUAUUACUUGACCCCCGUUAACUUGA